UCUCUUUUUCUCUACCUCGUCCACUUUUGUGUGCUGGAACAAGGGCAGAGACACUCUAGACGGAUUUUACAGACAGAUCGGGGUGGACAUUCAAUUCCUCUGCUCUGAUAGCCACAGAAGAGCUCUUUUCUUUCAGCCUUAGUUCUCUGUAAGCACGUUUAUUCUCUGGGCAAACAGAAGAGCUGUGUGGCCACUGGAAUUCCAGGUCAAGGAUUCCUCCGGCAAGCAUGACUUCACCUGUGACAGGUUCAUUUCCUCUCAAGCAAUGAGACCAGUGACAUUGACUUCAAGAGGAACCAAAGACAGUAACAGAGACUUUUGUCAUUUUAGACUAUUUGGGGGAGCAUAUGAGUUCUUUUUGGACAUGAUGGGGUUGUUGUCAGUGGAUCAGAGUGUCGUUUUGGUGGUGGCCGCUCUUUUUGGGAUGUACCAGUUUGCUGAAGGGGGAUGCUCAGGAGGAAGGUGCUGUCAAGGCACAGAUUUCACCUGUGUCACUACAGACUGGAGGAUGGACCGUGUCUAUGGGACGUGUUAUUGUGAUGAGAGGUGUUUAAAGACUAAAGACUGUUGCUUUGACUACCCAACAGAGUGUCCAGCUCAGCUGUGUGUAGUGAGUGAGUGGAGUCACUGGAGCAGGUGCACUCAGCACUGCCAGCCCUCAUUCCGGGUUCGGAGACGCAGCGUUGAGAGACUGCCCCAAAACAGUGGACAGGCCUGUCCAAGGCUGGAGGAACAGGCCGGAUGCAUGGAGUAUCAGGACCGCCAGGGACAGUUUUGCGCUUCUGUGCAAGGAGCAGCAUUCAUAACAACAAUGGAGUACAGCAAAGGCAGAACACAUGAUUUGUAUGGGGCCCCAAUGGAUGCUGGUUUCUGUAUGGAGUUCAAGAUGGAGUCUCUGACACCGCAGUGCAUGGUGGAGAACAGACCCUACACGCGCUGGAUGCAGUACUUGAGGGAGGGCUACAGUGUCUGUGUGGCUUGCCAACCUCCGGCGAUGAACAACCACAGUCAGAGUUGCCAAGGAGAUGGCAACCUAGCUGAGAGGGAUGAGCUUCUACACUGGCAGGCGGUGGGAAGCCCUCGCUGCAGAGGAACAUGGAGGAAAGUGCAGAGACUACAGCACUGCUCCUGUCCACAAGUGCACAGCUUCAUUUUCAUUUAAACAUGAGAUGCUUCUUCAACCCCUUGAUAAAAUCCACUAAUGAACAAUAUAUCCUAUUAUUACAUGUUCACAAAAAACCCCCAUCACACUUUCACAUACAUUUAUUAUGUUGUUUGUUUUGUUGAGAUUAAUUUAUCUUGCCAUUUCUGCACCCUUGUAAUAUUUUUUUGUAUUCAGUUAUUUUUGAUUUCAUGUCUGAAGAGUGACAUUAUUAUUAUGUUAUAUUUUUUCAGGUUGGAUGAGAUAAAGGGGUUAAAAAUCAUUCAUUUGAAAUAUUAGAAUAACAAAUAUUAGAAGCCUUGUGGGCAAAAUUGAUUUACUUCGUGUGUGGGUUGAUUUAAACAAACCUGAUAUUGUCACACUCUUUGAAAAAUGGCUUAAUAGCCGUGUUUUGGACAGUGUGAUAAACCUAACCAAUUAUGUCUUUAUAGGUAUGAUAGGUGCUCCAGGGUUGGAGGUGUGGCUAUGUUUAUAUUGGUCUUAUAUUUGAGUUGAUUAUACCUUCAGACAGUUGACA
Molecule: messenger RNA, 1679 nt
Organism: Sinocyclocheilus rhinocerous
Lineage: Eukaryota; Metazoa; Chordata; Actinopteri; Cypriniformes; Cyprinidae
Product: somatomedin-B and thrombospondin type-1 domain-containing protein-like
Exons: 5
Coding region: 266-1162 (298 amino acids)
Source: RefSeq, a predicted model, not a curated record